Molecule: messenger RNA, 950 nt
Organism: Talaromyces proteolyticus
Lineage: Eukaryota; Fungi; Ascomycota; Eurotiomycetes; Eurotiales; Trichocomaceae
Exons: 3
Coding region: 32-922 (296 amino acids)
Source: RefSeq, a predicted model, not a curated record
UAUCUACUCUCUACAUAUUGAUACACCAAUUAUGAUGGCAUCAGAGAAUCCUGGUAAAAUUCAAUUUAUCCACUCGUUGCACCCACGAGAUGCUCUCAAACCGGAUUCCCAGCGGCGAGCUCACGUCCAUGCGGCCCGUGUCUCCCACGCUAGGAGAAGGCACUUUCGUAUCAUAGAAUAUCAAGCGGGCCAGAAUAGUCGGAUAACAGCAAAUGAACAGCAAUCCAAUAAAAAAGGUGACUGUUCGGGGCCUCGGUCUAAGGGGAACUCACCGCCUGGCUUGGAGACGAGCGACGUAGAGAACCUCGUUGCACCCAGUCCCGUCACCCAACUGGCAUCCCAUCGGAUAGAUCCAUUCGCAAGCUCGGCGAGACGUUUCAGUCCAGUAGAGAAUUUUCUUUUUGACUGCUAUGUACAAGCUAUAAUUCCGGAUCAAAGCGUCCACUGCUACUGCCAUACGAGCUGGAAUCCAGAGCAAUUCCGUGACCUCAUGACCAGAGAGUGGGUGCCGCUUGCCAUCGCCAGGCAGGAUACGCUUGACUGUAUAUUCCUCAACGCAUGUCGUCUGUUAUCACUAUACCAUCCACAGGAAUCUGAACAGCAGCAAUAUUACACACAGCUAGCUACCAUGUACAAGUUGUCCUGCAUGCAGGCUCUCAAUAAAUCUAUCUCAGCUGAAAUCUCGAUUUUAAUCAAUGAUGCAACAGUUGCGACAGCAGUAAUGCUUGCGUUCGACGAAGUUCUGCUCGGCGAUAUUGCCAGGUCUAGAUGCCAUGCCCUAGGUAUUCUCCAAAUGGCGAGACACAAUGGUGGGUUCCAAACACUGGGCUUAAGUGGAUUUCUGGCGGGCCUUUUCCACAAGCUUUGGGGGACUGUGCAGGAUACAAGACCAUCUAGUAGUAAUAUUCUCAUUGGAGUAUAGCAUGUUCCAUAAAAACAUUUGUCUUAAG